Messenger RNA from Drosophila grimshawi, 1313 nucleotides. Its product is annotated as nucleoside diphosphate-linked moiety X motif 19. Gene Ontology annotation, cellular component: mitochondrion. Lineage: Eukaryota; Metazoa; Arthropoda; Insecta; Diptera; Drosophilidae. The record is from RefSeq and is a predicted model, not a curated record. Gene Ontology annotation, molecular function: hydrolase activity, acting on acid anhydrides, in phosphorus-containing anhydrides. The transcript is spliced from 2 exons. The coding region runs from base 97 to 1179 and encodes 360 amino acids.
UGUUAAACUCUAUGUUCACGGUACAAAGGUGAUACCAAAAAUGAUUAGAAUUAAUUUGACGGCUGGAGGGAUUACCCACAACUACCAGAUCCUAGCAUGACUGCCGUCAACAAUACCCAGACGGCUUAUAGACCCUCGGCUAGCUUAAUACUAGCAGGCAGACAGCCGUCCACAGCCAAGGAGCAGUUUGAUUACAAACUCUUACUGAUCAAGCGUACGGAACGCACAGCUUUUGCUCUAAAUCACUGCGUCUUUCCCGGUGGCGUUCUUGACCCCAAGGCAGAUGAAUCCCUCGAUUGGCUGACAUAUUUCCACGAUUGUGGCGUUAGCCAGGCACAAUUGGAUCUUUUGAGCAGUCGCCAAGCCACUGACAGACCAGAUCUAUUCAGCCGCGGCGAGCAUUUCACUCGAGACAUCUCGCUGCGCCUAACUGCGCUGCGGGAGACCUUUGAGGAAGUAGGAAUUCUACUGUGCCGGAACAGUCCGAAGGAUCUGGAGAUUGGUCAACCGGCAGAGGUAUUGGUGCAACCGUUCGAGCGCCAGUUUUGGCAACAGCAAGUCCACAACAAUGCCCAACAGUUUUUGGAGCUCUGUCGCCAUUUGGCUGUGAUACCCGAUCUGUGGUCACUCAGUGAGUGGUCCGUUUGGCGCACCCCAGCUUCGGCAUCGAGUAAAAAGUACGAUACAGUCUAUUACUUUGCCGCCUUGAAAUCGAACAGUGUCGAUUUGCUGCUCGAACCAAGCGAGGUGGACACGGCUCACUGGCUGGAUCCGGGCGACUGCUGGCGCGCUUCACAAGAGGGUGUCAUCUGGUUGCCUUAUUUACUGCUCUACGAGACGGCGCGUCUGAUGAACCUGGAGCGCUGGCACCAUCUCUUACAGUUUGCCCAUCGUCGCAGCUCUCGUGGCAGCCUGCUGAUGCAACCGAUCUAUUAUCGAACCAUUGACUGCCUAAUUGGCGUACUGCCUGGGGAUGAGCUCUACGUGGCCGAGCCGCACAAUUACACCGAGUCCAUCAUACUCUCGACUUCCUUAAAUGAACUUAAUGCCCAGGCCAAGCGCUACAAUCGCUAUAUGAUCUAUGGUUUCCAGCGUGUCGACUUUGCCUGCAAUGUUGCGCCCCAGGAUGGACAUCUCCAGCUGCAACCGAUUGUCAAUACCCGAUUAUCUAAGUUAUAAUAUGGUUUUUUGUUAAUAUAUGCAUUAAUAUAUAGUAUAUAUAUGAUUUCCAAAAGUGAACUACUGAAAAGAUAUUGAGCUUUUCCCAUGAUGUUAUAAUAUAAUAAAGUGAUUUUUGAACUGUACAACAUUAA